UGGCAUGCAGCCUGAGGCACACACGCACACCGGCUUGGCGUGUUUACUUGCAGUCCGUCCCCAUUCUUGGAGUCUUCCAUCACCAUCAUUGUCCUUGUCCUUGUCCUUGUCACUGUCCUUCCCUCGGCACCAUGUCGCUCCUCGAAAGCCAUCUGGAGCAGAUCUCUCUCUCCUCCAACGCCAUCGCCGAGCUCCCCUUCCCCCAACCGCGCAUCUUCACCAAUGCUCUUCUGGGCCCCCACGACAUCACCUCGCUCAUUCGCGAUACCGAGGCCCACGAACGGGCGCUCUUCCAGGCCGACCCGUCCGUCAAACCCACCACCUCCACCUCCGCCCAUCGACGAUCCACCCGCUUCCCCUCCGAGGCAGAGGGCGAGUCCAUGGCCAGUCGCAUCUAUUCCGCCCGCGAUAACAAGAACCAGUCCGCCGUCGCGCGGGUCCUGGGCUCGGACAUGAUGGAGGAGAUCAAGCGAUCCGCGGGGACUGCCAGCCGGGGAGGCCGGGGGGAAGUCAACGUCGAUGUGUUGCUCCGCGGCGCCGAGAUCCUCUGCAAUGUCUACCCUGUCCCGGGUGCCCAGGAGAAGAUUGCCAGCCUGCGCUACCGCCACCAGUUGAUCGCGGAGUCGGUCAAUGACCUGGAGGGGCGUGUGGCCCGGAACACCGCCGAACUGGAGAAGAUAAGCCACUCGUACGGCGACGACUUUGAUGAUUUCGACAUGGACGCCGCACAGCCCGAGGUGCCGGAGGUCCCCGACGCCGAUCUGGAGCGCGAGAUGGAGGAGAUCCGAGAGCUGGAGAGGAGAAAGCGCGCCUUGGAAAGCCGCGUCACUGGCAUGGAGCGGGAUCUUGGGGGGUUGAUUGGUUGA
This is a messenger RNA of Aspergillus heteromorphus CBS 117.55, 866 nucleotides long. RefSeq lists its product as uncharacterized. The transcript has 3 exons. The record is from RefSeq and is a predicted model, not a curated record. Gene Ontology annotation, cellular component: DASH complex; spindle microtubule. Bases 132 to 866 code for a protein of 244 amino acids. Lineage: Eukaryota; Fungi; Ascomycota; Eurotiomycetes; Eurotiales; Aspergillaceae. Gene Ontology annotation, biological process: attachment of spindle microtubules to kinetochore.